AUGAAACUUCCAAAGUCCAAGGAUACCGUCGAGAAAAUUUUUGUAAUCAAGGCAUCUUUGGCUAAUACCUGUAGAUAUUCCAAGUUUGUUUCCUUGAUUGAAGAAACAGUUGACCACACCACUCAACUAGUAUAUAGUGGUUUCAUUCUUGCUAAUCACUAUUUAUUGAAACUUCUCGAAAAUUGUGAAGAAUUACCUAUGGUUGCUCAAAAUCUGCUUUAUAACAUAUUUUCCAUCUUUGCUUGCCAAGGAAAGCAUGCAUCCGAUACAUCAAGAAGAGCUUCAAGGCCUUUUGUGAAUUUACUUCUCUUACUCAAUCUGACUUGGGCGAACACGCAAUGCAAGUCUUUAGCAAAGCAUAUCCUUCAACAAAAGAUAAAUCCCAAGUCUGCCUGGUCACCCAUUAUUGAUCGAAUUGAACGAUAUGAAGCCAUUGUCAAUAGCUUUCUUACUUCCUGA
This is a messenger RNA of Rhizopus microsporus ATCC 52813, 459 nucleotides long. RefSeq lists its product as uncharacterized. The transcript has 2 exons. The record is from RefSeq and is a predicted model, not a curated record. NCBI's taxonomy places the organism in Eukaryota, Fungi, Mucoromycota, Mucoromycetes, Mucorales, Rhizopodaceae. Bases 1 to 459 code for a protein of 152 amino acids.